Molecule: messenger RNA, 1457 nt
Organism: Hirundo rustica (Barn swallow)
Lineage: Eukaryota; Metazoa; Chordata; Aves; Passeriformes; Hirundinidae
Product: centromere-associated protein E-like
Exons: 5
Coding region: 88-729 (213 amino acids)
Source: RefSeq, a predicted model, not a curated record
CAGGCAAAAUUAGAUAAAGGUGCUGAGGUGUACAAAGAAGAAAUUAACCAUCUCAAAGCACAGUUGGUAAAACAUGAUCUGGAAAAAAUGAAACAAUCCAACUCCUUUGAAGUGAAACUUGCUAAUUGUAAAUCAGAACACCGAGAACAACAGUUAACAAAGCUAAAAGAAGAACUGAGAAGAGCACACCAGGAACAAGAUGUUACAGUGCUGACAGAAGCAGAUCCUCAGCAAUCCCAAAUGCCCCUUACUUGUGGUGGUGGCAGUGGUGUUGUGCAGAGCACACAAAUACUUGUUCUAAAAUCUGAACAAGCUAAGCUACAGAAAGAGAACUUGCAGUUGAAGAAACAAAAUGAUCUUCUACUGAGUGAUGAACAUGAACUGAAAGAGGAACUCAGGAAAUGGAAAGAAAGAGCACUAAAAUGGAGAGAAUGUUCCUCAAGAGAAGCUACUCAAGAGACAGUACCGAAGUCUCCUAAGAAGGCAGUGUCCUCCUUCUUUAAAGAGCAAAUGCCUUCACCCUCCAAAGAAACUGUUUCUCAGGAAAUAGUGACUCCGGACCUACCAAGGCCUCUGCCUCUGACUUGUCCAACAAAUUUCUUUGAUAAUUCCAUCUUGGGCGUGCUAACAGAUCCACGACCUGCAGGCACAGAAUCCACAGAAGAACAUCUUAAGCGCUUGUUUGGGACUUCAGACAAAGAUAAAGCCCCUGAUUGUAGCACCCAGUAAAGAUGCUCUCUCGUAACCUGCCCUUACAGUAGCUACAGCCAGGAACUGCAUAUACAAAAAAAAAUUGCUUUAGGUUAAAAAACAUCAGCCUCUUCCAUCUUCUUGGAGUUUCUACUUCCCUCAGCCGGGAAAGCUGGAAUACGAGGAUUAAAAUGGAAAACCAGACAUUGCCCCACAACCUGCCAAUCUGUUGAUGUUCUACUCUGGGGCUUUGAUGCGGAUUUUUUUGAUGACAAAGAGAAGCUAAUGUAUUGGAGAAAAAAAAAAAAAUGGGAGAAGGAAUGGAUCACAUACUAAUCUACUGUGAAACUUCUCAGUCUCAAACUACAUUCUGUCAUUCCUAAAACAGCCCUUUUCUGGAGUGUUGGUACUUUUAUCUUCAGAGUGCUGUUGACUUGGCAAGAAAUAUUCUUUUUGUUUCUUAGUAUGUGGUUUUUAUACCAUGCUUUCUUUAAGCCAACAGAAACUGCAUUUUUACCACAAUCUUGACCUCUUUGGAAACUGAUCACCAAACCAAAGUUAAUGAUCUUCUGUUUGGAGCACACAAUCAAGCGUUCCUCUUAAACCUCUUAAAGGUUUCUGCAGAUCACCCAAUUAUGGUACUGUGAGUAACUUUGAAUUUUGCAUAAUUUUCCAAUAUACCUGUCUGAAGUUGUGUAUGGGAUUUUUUUUGAUAGUAGGCAAUGGACUUAACACUCUUCUGCUUCUCUAGUGAAGGGAAAACAAAC